UGAUCAUAAUCGACCAAACAAUAACAUGAAUGGUUGUCCCCCACUGACCAUAGCGCCGACCCUAAAGACAGAAUGCCACAUCGACAGAUCUGGUUGUUUCUUGUGUGAUGCAUCGGUUGUUACAACAAAAACAACACUAACCACCACCCCUGUCCCUACCACGACAGACAUAACGACAACCACAACUAUUCUAACACAAACAGCGAUCAAUAUAACCUUAACUACUUCAUCACCAACAACCUCCAAGGAAACAACGACUCCUACAACAUCUCUAACAACAACUCCGACUACAACUACUCCUACUACCGCUACAACGACCACGGUUGCUACUGGCACAGUGUGUCCCCCGUUCCCGAGCAAUUGCCCCGACACUCGCAGCUGCAUCGACGUGGACGCAAAUUUGUGCUCUGUCUGCCUGUGUGAAGGUGUCAACAUGACGACUGUAUUCCCCGGAUGCAGGCCACUUGAGUGUCUGUUGGAUUGUGGGGAUCCUCCAACGUACAAGAAAGACGACACCGGAUGUGACGUGUGCCAGUGUGACUUUUCGAGUUGAUACAUGAUAUCGAUGUUAUUCAAAUUAAGGUGUAAUUAAAUUUAACAAACAGUACAAUAAUAACGUGGUCGCGUUAAUUGAUUUUACUACGAUAAAGAAGAAUACACUCUCCUGGUUAACGUGUACAUUAGUAUAAACACAUCAUGUUCUAUUGGUAUGGCAAGAAACUAAUGGCCCAACAGGUUGACACAAAUCAAACGCACGUUUGUAAGCGAAGACUGCUUGUUAUAUUACGUUAGUUAAGAUUGAAGGAAAUUAGAAAAGAUAUAAAACUUGUUCGCCUGCUGAUAAAACUUAAAGCCCUUUCGUUUUAUGCAUGUAAUUCAAAAGUAUGCAAUAACACCAUGUUUGAGUAAGGGUUAGCACGUGGUUAUACAAUGCAAACUGUGUUUAAAUUUGAUGAUUUUACUAGUCAUUUACUUUGCCCUCAUUGAUUUUCCAUUUAAUCAUUCGG
Molecule: messenger RNA, 1007 nt
Organism: Dreissena polymorpha
Lineage: Eukaryota; Metazoa; Mollusca; Bivalvia; Myida; Dreissenidae
Exons: 4
Coding region: 26-553 (175 amino acids)
Source: RefSeq, a predicted model, not a curated record